CUGUAAUUUUAUUAAUUCCCCUUGUAAAUUACGAUGGCUUCUCUCAUCCGUUCCUCGCUGCGCACCUCGCUGCGUGCCAGCUCCUCAUCCGUUGCGCCCUUGACUUUCACCCGCGGCAAAGCUACCCUGCCCGACUUGACCUAUGACUAUGGAGCUCUGGAACCCUCCAUCUCCGGCAAGAUCAUGGAGCUGCACCACAAGAACCACCACCAAACCUAUGUCAACAGCUACAACACCGCCUUGGAACAGCUCCAGGAGGCCCAGGCCACCAACAAUAUUGCCGCUCAGAUCGCCCUCAAGCCUCUGAUCAACUUCCACGGGGGUGGCCACUUGAACCACUCUCUCUUCUGGGAGAACCUAGCUCCCAAGAGCGCUGGUGGUGGCGAGCCUCCGUCCGGUGCUUUGGCCAAGGCUAUCGAUGAGACCUUUGGCAGUCUUGAGAACCUCCAGGGCCAGGUGAACACUGCUCUUGCCGGUAUCCAGGGAAGUGGAUGGGCUUGGUUGGUCCAGGAUAAACAGACUGGUAAUCUUUCCGUCAAGACCUACGCUAACCAGGACCCUGUGGUCGGUCAGUUCAAGCCCCUCCUGGGUAUUGAUGCGUGGGAACACGCCUACUAUCUGCAAUACCAGAACCGCAAGGCCGAGUACUUCAAGGCGAUCUGGGAGGUGAUCAACUGGAAGGCCGCUGAGAAGCGUUUUUCGUAAAUGUAGCGUAAAUAGUGUG
This is a messenger RNA of Aspergillus ochraceoroseus IBT 24754, 724 nucleotides long. It is a transcript of the gene sod2, whose product is annotated as superoxide dismutase sodB. Gene Ontology annotation, biological process: superoxide metabolic process. Lineage: Eukaryota; Fungi; Ascomycota; Eurotiomycetes; Eurotiales; Aspergillaceae. The transcript is spliced from 4 exons. Gene Ontology annotation, molecular function: superoxide dismutase activity; metal ion binding. The record is from RefSeq and is a predicted model, not a curated record. The coding region runs from base 34 to 705 and encodes 223 amino acids. Gene Ontology annotation, cellular component: mitochondrion.